Menidia menidia (Atlantic silverside) is the source of this 1566-nucleotide messenger RNA. Lineage: Eukaryota; Metazoa; Chordata; Actinopteri; Atheriniformes; Atherinopsidae. The record is from the annotation of a GenBank genome assembly.
UUGCGCUUCAGAAAAGUAACACAACUUUACAUUGCUUCACUCCGUCCCUACAACCCCAGAAGACUUCUACAUACCAAGAUGGAAUCGCCCGGGACUCUUUGUCUGUUUCUCCUACUCAAUCUGCUGCACCUGAGCCCUGCUGGGGCAGACCAAGCCCUUUCAACCACGCAGACAUAUUCGUCCGGACCAGGAGACCAUGACGGCCGCUCGACCUUUGCAAUGGAGGCCUACUUUUCUACCACCGACCAACAGAACUCAUCCGACGGUACCGUCGUCAUUCGCUCGGACUGCCCGAUCGACACCGAGAUGGGUUUAGUCGCCAUCGGUUCCGCGGGAGGGGUGAUUCUCUGCUUGCUGGUCGCCACUAUAGUACUCGCAUGUCAGGUUCGCCUCCUUCAGAAUCGGGCACAAACCCUUAGGACCUCCCGGUCCAACAUGAACUUGGUAAGCGGUACUGGCUACUGGGAUUCCGAUCAAACGGAAGCCGGGGGAUUGGUCGGCCCAUGCGACGCCAGCGUCGUGCUUGAGGAGGUGAGAUCGGACGGCAAGAUGGAGGAGAAGAGGCAGGCUGAAAUACAAGAGGCCAUGGAGGAAAGCGGGACGGGACUUGGGGAAGUGGCCCCCGCGGUGGCUUUCGAUCCUGAAGAACAGGCUUCCAAGAUGCUGAGCUCUAGUUCCCAGGAUUACUGUUUGGAAGUUCCCCGGGAUGUAGAGGACAUGCCGCUUGUUGUCUGAGGAGGUAGCUCCACCUUAUUCGACGCAGACAUUUAGCUUAGCAAGUUCAUUUUUAUUGUUUUUUGUUAGUUUUUUUUUUAUAGUGAAUUGUGGGUCGCUUGGGCACAGCAAGAAAUUUUGAAUGCUGAUACUAAUAGAAUGUGCGUGCUUCAGUCAUUAAUAGAAAUGGCUUUAAAUUAUGCUACUUUAAAACUAGAAUAAAAUAUUAAAUGUUUAUGGAAUUGAACAGCUGGUCUCAUAAAGUUAAAGUGAGUCAAGAUUAUUAUCUUUUUUAUAUAAUAUCUGAACAAAAAUAAGUGAAGGUGUUCCAGUUUGAUAAUAAUAAGAAAUAACUAUUGUGUAUCAUUACUUAUCUCUUACAGUACAAAAUUUCACAAGAUAAAUUUGAACUAGAAAAAAGCCAAAGAAGUCACGAUAUAUUUUGGGUUAAAAAAAAUACUUUGAUGUGACACAUUCAAUUAAAAGCUAAAACAGCAACAAAGUUUUUUGUAUUUUUCUUUGUUGCUAAACAGGAAGCCGAUGCUUUAAAAACAGGUUUAAUCAAAUAUAUUGAGAGAGAUGCCCAUCAUCAAAACCCGCCUUGUACGCAAAACCGAACAUCAAACUGGAAAGAAAAAGCAAGAAACAGACAGAGUCAGACCAUAGCAAAAGGUGGCAUCGUAAUAUUAAACUUUAGCUUUCAAAUUUGGUGUGUUACCAAAGCACUCCUGAACUUGUUUUUUUCUAAAAAGUCGGCUUCAAACAAUAAAUAUAUGAAAGACUAUUUCUUUAUGAAUUGUAUACAUAAAAACUCCUGUUACACAGUUUAAAUAAAUGGAUUUUUACAUGGUG